Molecule: messenger RNA, 1582 nt
Organism: Cataglyphis hispanica
Lineage: Eukaryota; Metazoa; Arthropoda; Insecta; Hymenoptera; Formicidae
Gene: Tmem43
Product: transmembrane protein 43 homolog
Exons: 6
Coding region: 356-1582 (408 amino acids)
Biological process (GO): nuclear membrane organization
Cellular component (GO): nuclear inner membrane
Source: RefSeq, a predicted model, not a curated record
AAAUGCCUGAAAGACGAAAUUGGACACUUUCAAGAAAUAUAAUUCAUAAUGAACACAUUACAAAAGCAUCGAUUAAGUGUAUCUUUAUCAAAAUCUAGAGCGUAUUAUUUUAAAUAUUUACAAUAUAUAUAUUCUACCCACCCAGAAAAUGGCUGUCCUUGCAUCAUCUUUAUCAUUGCUGUUAAUGGUCUACUACAAUUAAUACAUAGAAAUUUGUGGCGCGAAUACUUCAAGAUUUACCCACUGCCAUAUAGAGGUAUAUUCGCAUGCGAAGCCUAAUUAGCCAUAUAAAUAAGAAGAAAGAUCAGAAUCUUUUACACUUAUCGUCAACCCCAAGAUUACAACCGGUAUCGAGAUGUAUCGAACGAAUCAAAAUGGCCAGCCGCAGAGAGGAGACACGGACAGACUUCGCCAAAAUUGUCACAAUCAAGGAAGACAGACUGGCUCUAUGAAUCAAAUUCCAAUGACAAUUUCGGAGCAAUUUAGACAAUCAUGGCUCACAGCUAUAAUUGGAUCCAUCAUGUUUGCAACUGGAAUGUGUCUGCUAUUUUGGAAUGAGGGAAGAGCUGUGAAAGUGGCACAUUCUUUAGACGAGGCUUUACGCAAUGUUGCUGUACUUCCUAAUCCAAUGGUACUGUCACCUGGGCAUGAAGGCCGCUUGGUACAUCUAUCCGGACCUUUGGUAGUUUUUGAACCAUUAACCGAGCCAGAUUAUGGAAUUGUUAUAUCCAGCGUAAAGUUAAAAAGAAGAGUUCAGAUGUAUCAGUGGAUUGAAAUCGAGGAAGAACGAAGUUUUGGUGGGAUAACGGAGGAUGAAAAGCACUACUAUUAUACAACAGAAUGGAAGGACAAACUUAUAGAUUCUGAUCAUUUUUAUAUUCGCACCAACCAUCAUAAUCCAAAGGAAAUGCCAAUCAAGAGUCAAAUACAGAUCGCGGACGAAGUAAAGAUCGGCGCCUUUACGCUCAGCAUGGAAUUGAAAAAAAAAUUUAAUGAUUUUGUGGAGAUUACCAGUGAUGAAAGACCAGAACGAAAGGAUAUUAAGAUGCACUCUGGGCUGUAUUAUCAUAGCGCAGAUUUAUGGAAUCCACAAGUGGGUGAUAUCAGAAUACAAUUCUCUUACGCAGGAAAGAGCGGUGACAUUUAUUCAGUAGUUGGCUUGCUAGAGAAAGAUACUAUCAAGCCAUAUUAUACAUCUCAUGGUGAAGAAAUUUUGCUUCAACGAAAACAUAAAAUGUCAGUGGAUCAGAUGUUCCAUUUAGAACAUGUGAACAAUUACUGGCGAACCUGGAUCAUUAGAGGACUUGGCUGGUUGGUUCUGUUUGUAGCAGCAACAUGUUUAGCAAAUAUACUAAAAACCAUUAUAUUAAAUUCGACCUUCCUUUGUGGAAUAAUAGCAGUCGAGUCUCUAACUAUGUCAGUUUCCAUGUCUAUCAGUUUGCUGGUGAUUGGCUUCGCUUGGGUAUGGUAUCGACCGUUAAUCGGUCUCUGUUUAGCAUUAGCAUCUGUUCUGCCAUUUAUUUAUUCGAUAGUGACGUCAGGAUCUUCGGCUCAGCAACAUGAUAAUUAUAGAAGGUUAUAA